This is a messenger RNA of Drosophila obscura, 760 nucleotides long. RefSeq lists its product as uncharacterized. The record is from RefSeq and is a predicted model, not a curated record. Lineage: Eukaryota; Metazoa; Arthropoda; Insecta; Diptera; Drosophilidae. Bases 21 to 686 code for a protein of 221 amino acids. The transcript has a single exon.
GGACUGGGCCAGGCGAUGCGAUGCGCUCUAAGAAGCCCGUGUGGCUGCUCUUCAAGGUGCUGGAGCUGGUGCUGAGCUUCUGCUGCUGCUACAUUCACUGGCGGUGCUUCCAGGACGAGGGCAUACCGCACAACUUCCUGCUGUGCACCUCCUACGGCGGCUCCUCCAUCAUCUGCGUGCUGUCCAUCGUCGGCAUGUUCUAUGCCGAGAAGCCGACCAUGAAACUGGAGUCUGUCUUCAGCGGACUCCUUGGCACCCUGCAUUUGGUCACCAUCUUUGUGCACAUGUACCUGGCGCUGCACGGCCAAAAGUUGCUGUCCAUGAAGGCUCAAGGGGAGAGCUGGCACGGCUUCUAUGUGUGCUGUCGGGACAAUUCAAAGGUGGCGCUGUACGCCACUGCCGUUUACUAUCUACACUGCACCUUUGCCAUGGACCUGCUGCUGACACACACGGCCAAGUUUGUGGAGUGCCCGGACGGGACUGUGAGGAAACGGCCGAGGCACCCGCGGCGCAGCAUGCGCCCACUCAAACUCUAUUUCAUCAGCAUCGGUGCUGAAAACUAUCUGAAUCGCUUCCGUUGGUUUCACCUGCUCACGGCCAACAUGCUGAUGAGCACUCAUCCAUCCCAGAAGACGCUGGAUGCGUCCUCCAAUUCCAACGAGGAAUUGGAAUUGGCACAGCAAUGAACUAAUAUUAAUUAAUGUCGGUUUUAUUUGCCAGAAAUUAUAAUUUCAAAUCUUCAACGGCGUUUACAGUGCAG